CCCCAUUUGCUAAGUACUCAGAGCAAGUCUGCUCUCGUUUCAGACCAGAAAGAACCAGAGCCCACUAGGCUUCCCCCUAUUAUCUCAGAAGAUGGGAAUCAUUCCGUGCACCAGAAUAGCCACACAAGGUACCAGGAAGCUGUACGGAAGGUGUUGUUAAAGACAUUCCCCAAUCAGGUCUUCAGAGUCCCCCUGACUGAUGCUCAGAACUUCAGCUUCUGGCGGUCCCACAGUCCAGGAGUGCGCCCAGAGGACACCAUGCCAUGGAUCCGGAGCCCCCGCCACUGCCUCAUCAGAAGCCCAAUGACCAGGUUAGGCUGGAAGGGUGAGGGUGGGGAGAUCAAGGGAAGUAUUACUCCUUCCCCUCACUGAAAUCCUUGGGAGACUCUUGCAUUUCUAGUCAGAGUUGGGAAAUGGAAUAGGAAGUUUUGGUCUUACCAGGGACAACUGGCCCCAGAAUCUGGGCAGUGCUGGCAUUCAAAGGAACUAAAGAUUGGUCUGUGUCUUUGCGUUUUGCCUUACGGAUAUGACUUCUGAAUAGACACAAGGAUCUACAGCACUCCUGUGGGAGGCCCGGGGUGUUUCAGCUCGCACCCCUCUAACCACCAUCCAUUGGCAGGAGCCCCACUUCUUCAUCACCACCUCUGCCCAUUCUAGGCUUGAGCACCCCCGCCCCCAUCCAGCCUAACCUGGCUGAAUCUGAGACCCUACCUCUCUUUUCCAGGUUUAUAGAUCACUCUAUUCUCAAUGACAGAAACUUCAGUCUAUAUUGAGCAGGAUGUGUUUGCAGAAGAACAAGAUAAACUCUGGAUGGAGGGCAAAGAGGGAAAGAGGGAGGUGUGCUGGUUCCAAUGGCUGCCUAAUGGGAGGAGGGGAUUGAGAACACGGAAUAAACAGAUUGGACUAGAA
Molecule: messenger RNA, 909 nt
Organism: Aethalodelphis obliquidens (Pacific white-sided dolphin)
Lineage: Eukaryota; Metazoa; Chordata; Mammalia; Artiodactyla; Delphinidae
Gene: SPMIP11
Product: sperm microtubule inner protein 11
Exons: 2
Source: RefSeq, a predicted model, not a curated record